AUGCUGACCAAACACGAAUACUUAAGUCUGUUAUUCUACGGUCAUGGCCCGGGUGUCCGAGACUUUGGGCCUCGGGACCGGAUGAGGCCGCUGGACGACGACCCCCACAAGAAGCGCAAUGCGACAGCGCUUGAUCCCGAGGAUGCCGUGGAUGUAUACUACAUGUCUUCCCUCGCUGUGUCAAUGACGGAGGCGGGAAAGAAGGGCAUGGAGGAAGCCGUGACGAAGGCAACGGAGGCUAAGACAGCAGCGGAGAAAGCCCUGACUGCUUCAAGGCUUGCCCAUACGACAGCGUUUGCAUUGGCAGAUAAAUUGAGGGUGCUAAAAUCCACAACGGGGAGGCAGCAGAAAGCAGAUGCGUUGAAGAAAGAUGCCCAAAAGAUAUUUGAAAGCAUCGAGAAUACGCUCAAUCUGUCUGCUCUCGCCAUCGCGAAUUGCACCGAUGCGCGAAGCAAGACGGCGGAAGCAGUGGCUGCCACAGAUGGUGGGAUCGAGCAGGUCAAACUGAUGCUACUGAAUCUCACGGAGCUAAAGAGGAUAUUCAUUGCGGCCAAAAAAAACACGUCGAUCGCAGAAGAAAGCGCUAAGCACGCCAUCACGAGGUCAAGUGAAGUUCGUCGGGCCGCUUUGCGAGCGGGGGGGAACGCAGACGAAGCGAAGGCCAAACUUGCGGAAGCAGUGAAGAUUGUACGGAAUGCAAACACAGAGAUAAAAAAAGCAAAAGGAUACACGAAUACACGUCCCCCCGGACAUUUAUUGGGUGACGCGACUACCAAGGGUUGGAAACACAUGGUGUCUGCCGCACAAGAAGCUCUGGCGGCCGUGAAAAAAGCAGAGAGUGCAUUUAAUGACGCUGAGGAGUCAUUAAGGGAAGCUGAAAGAACGAAGAAGGAUAUUGAAGAGCUGGAGGAAGUCAUCAAAGCUGUGCAGGAAGCUGCCGAAGCAGAACUGAAGAAAAACAGUCUGACUCCGGAGGGGCUAGCUGAGUCCCAGACCCAGGGGGAAUCACUCCAACAGUCUCAACAGGAAGAGAGUGCUCAGCAGAGCGGUUCUCAGGAUAGUACUGUUUCUACUGUUGAUCCGACUUCUGGUGAAGUUUCUCACCCUUCUUCUCCUGCUGUUCUUGCGCCUGCUGUUCCUGCUCCUUCUCCUGCUGCUCCUGGUGCUGCUGGUGCUGAUGCUGGUGGUUCUGGUGCUGGUGGUGGUGCUCCGGGGUCUCCUCCAUCUGCAGGGCAGAUCGAAACCGAUG
This is a messenger RNA of Trypanosoma grayi, 1249 nucleotides long. RefSeq lists its product as hypothetical. The annotation marks the transcript as partial. The transcript has a single exon. The record is from RefSeq and is a predicted model, not a curated record. Lineage: Eukaryota; Euglenozoa; Kinetoplastea; Trypanosomatida; Trypanosomatidae.